Molecule: messenger RNA, 5311 nt
Organism: Larimichthys crocea (large yellow croaker)
Lineage: Eukaryota; Metazoa; Chordata; Actinopteri; Sciaenidae
Gene: neurl1ab
Product: neuralized E3 ubiquitin protein ligase 1Ab
Exons: 6
Coding region: 238-1965 (575 amino acids)
Biological process (GO): negative regulation of Notch signaling pathway
Cellular component (GO): plasma membrane; postsynaptic density
Molecular function (GO): ubiquitin protein ligase activity
Source: RefSeq, a predicted model, not a curated record
UUAUGUUAAUUUCAGCGUGAUCUGUGCAUGGACUGGAGGGAGCCGCCGAGUGCUGGAUCUGUUGUCUGCUGCUUAAUGUCGAUGAGGCUUUGGACAGACGCAACCUGCCGCUGAAUCUCUGUCGGGAACGGCGUCGUGUCCGUAUAAUGUCGCCGCUGAGGAUGCGCGUCUCCAUGUGAAUAUCUGUGGAUCCAGCCGGUAGUUUAGAGAGGAGGUGAACGCACCUUGCAUCCAGCCAUGGGAGGUCAGAUCACUAGAAAUACCUUGUACGAUUCUCUGAACGGACCGUUUCCAGCAACAUCCCACCGAUGCCACCACAAGCCCAAGCGCUGCCUACCUAUUCAGCAAUGUGGGAGUUUGUCCUCCUUCCCUCUGCUUUUCCACCCCAGCACCAAGGGCUCACAGAUUGUCAUGGACAUGUCCCAGAGGACCGUCAAGAGACAGGCCAGCUUCUGUAACGCCAUCACAUUCAGCAACAGGCCUAUCGCUGUGUAUGAGCAAGUUCGGCUGAAGAUCACUAAAAAGCAGUGCUGCUGGAGCGGUGCACUGCGUCUUGGUUUUACAUCCAAAGACCCAUCGCGGAUCAACCCAGACACCUUGCCAAAGUACGCCUGCCCAGACCUGGUCUCCCAGAGCGGUUUCUGGGCAAAGGCCCUGCCAGAAGAGCUCUCCAACGAGGGAAACAUCAUCUCCUUCUGGGUGGACAGGAAGGGCCGGGUGUUUUACAGAAUCAACGACUCGAGCCCAAUGCUGUUCUUCAGCGGCGUGCAUGUCUCUGAACCUCUGUGGGCUCUCAUAGACAUCUAUGGCCUCACAAGGGGGGUCCAGCUCCUAGAUAGUGAGAUGCUCCCCCUGGACUGCCUGCGUCCUCGCUCUUUUGCUGCCGCCCACCGGGCUUCCAUUCAGCGAAAUGGCGAUGACCCUCGCCUUUCCAUCAGCUUGUGUGACCUGAGUCUACAGCAGCAGGAGGCGCACCUGGAGGAAGAUGAUGAGGAAGAGGAACGUCUACAACCUUUAAGCUCCACCUCUUGCCAUGUGCCCCAAAACUCUCAGAACUCUCAGCAGUGUUUGCUGCUGCCCAGCCAUUUGGACACUGAUCUGCACUUCCACCUGGUGCACGGCAUCCACGUUACCCUGCUGGAUAAGCACACAGUAGCGCGGCUGGAUCACCGUGGUGAUGAGAGGACCCUGGUGUUCACCAGCCGGCCCAUGCGCUGCUCAGAGACUGUGUUUGUGAAGAUGAAGGCGGGGGUUACACGAACUGGGUCUCUCUCUUACGGUGUGACAUCAUGUGACCCAGCCACCCUGAGGCCCAGUGAUCUCCCAUCCAACCCAGAGUCCCUCGUUGAUCGCAAGGAAUUCUGGGCCAUGUGUCGGGUGGCGGUGCCGCUCCACAGUGGAGACAUCUUGGGCUUUGUGGUGAACGCAGAAGGGGAGGUCACGAUGAGCCAUAACGGCGUCAGUGCAGGGAUGCAGCUGUGUGUCGAUAACUCCAGACCACUCUGGAUGUUCUACAGUCUGCACGGCACCAUCACACAACUCAGGAUUUUAGGCUCAUCUCUGCACCCGGAUCUUCGAGGCCCAUCUGUCCCCAGCUCCCCAUCUUGUACACCCAACACCCCCACGAUGCUUUGCAGCGGCAACUCCGAGCCCAACCUUAACAUCAACCUCAAUUCAAGCCUCAACUCCAACUACAACACGGCCUUUUCUUCCUCCACAGGUACAACCCCGAGCUCUCCAUUCUCCAGCCACCCAGAGUCCCCCACCUUCCCAUCCUGCUCGGGCACGUGGAGCGACGAAUGCACCAUUUGCUACGAGAAUGUAGUGGACACAGUCCUCUACGCCUGUGGACACAUGUGUCUUUGCUACACCUGUGGUCUCAAACUCAAGAAGAUGGCCAAUGCGUGCUGUCCCAUCUGCAGGAGGACAAUCAAAGACAUCAUCAAGACCUACAGGAGCACGUAGGCUUGUGUUAGACAACGUGUCGUAUCGUCAGGUUCAGCUCAAGAGGUUGUGAAAGCCAUUUAAGACUUUGUAAAGAUGGACAUAGCACAAGUGAACUUGUUUUGUGUGUGCAAUCUGGCUCAGGUACUUUACAGUAGGACUCCAUCAUUAAAACACUUUAUCUAUGUUAUGUCUAAUGCACAUCCUUGGAAAAGACCCAGCAACAAGACAAAAAAAAAAAGUGUAAUCAACAGAAACAAAAUAUGUGCUACUGCAAUAACUGCAGCUAGGACGUGCGCCAAACACAUCACCCCUUGACCUACUAUCGUCCAGUGACUGUGUGAUUUGUGCAUCUGUAGAAGAAAAAGAGUAAUCUGAGGCAUCUGCCCUACUUCCUGCAGAGUAACUCUUCAUUCUGCUGGUGAUAGCAUCGCUGCUAGCUAGUUCCAGAAGAGGUAAAACUGUCCAGAGCCGCAGAAGAAACAAGAAGAUAAAUCUGUGCUUUCACUUGUUUUAGAGUAAGAAUCAAUUCUCUACUCACUCUGCACGAAAAUCAGGACAUGAUAGAUUUAUUUGAGAUUUCCUGAAUGUUUCCAGGGGAAUGAGUGAAAAGAAGUUUUUGUGGUGAAAACUUUCUAAUAGAAGCCAUUUUGUAAUGCACAAGAAAAAAAAAAGUUCCCCCUGCAAUAAAACACAAUCAAAUGCCCAAACCUAAAGGGUAACAAUAUUCUUAAAGGAAAGGAGUGUUUUUGUCGGAUAUCUCACUACCUGCUGUGCUUCUGUGAUUUUCAGGCAGGGUGAGAUUGUGCGAAGGGUGAAAAAGUGUGAACGUCGUCACCAUAGAAGGUCACGCUUGCAGGGAAUGAGGAUGUAAAUCAGUAAAGAGGGAGCGAGGGAGGAGGUAGCAGAGAGGAUGUCGUAUGUUUGGGAUGAAGACAGGGGAGGAAGGGGCACCUUUGCUGUGUGUCUGCACAUCGUUUCAGUGCAAAGAACGUGUUCGCUCACUCAGGCACACCAGAUACAUCAGAAGUUUGUAUGAAAGCCUGUAAAAUGUGGGACUUGCAUGGUGUGCAUGUCCUGCUUCUUGGCAGCUUUCCCUGCCAUCUUUGGCUGCUGCUCAGUGAGACGGCUGGAUGCUGUAAUUGGACAAAAGUCAUUCAAAUAAACAUUGGUGGGCAGUGAAGUAUUUUUAAAAUGCUGAAAGAGCACACAAGGAUGACAAAUCAACCUUUUUCAUCAUUGCAAGAAGCACCAAGUUACAGAUGGCUUUGCUUAAUUCAGGUUACACACUUCUGUCUUUCAUAUGUACAUUAGGUAAGAACAUAAAUAUUUGCUUUCAGUGAUGACGUAUUUCAGUACACUGUGUCUUCAAUAAAAUUCACCCUUGUGCAGUCAGUGACAAGGAUGUAGUUUGUUAUUGUGGGACAUUGUGAGAAGUUCAUUUGCAUAUCAGUUUCUGAGUGCUGCUCGCUGUCGGUAAAAGCAAACUGCAAGGACAUUUUCACUUGACUAAUCUCAUGCAUUAUGUACUGCUUUAAAUUGUUACAGAAAUACAAGCUAUUUUCAGGUGUUAUUUUGACCUUGAUGAAACAUUACUCAGUACUUAAUAAUAAUAAUUUGUAAGUAGUAAGUGCUGAUUUGUUUUGGUUUUCGUUAGCUUCAGCUUCAGGCAUCUCGCCGCUGUGGAGGGAGAUUUCGCAGUCAUGUUUUAUAACGUUUGAGUCACAUUUAAGUUUUCUCGUGUGCCUUUUUAAAAAAAAAGAUAAGUCUGGACAAACUUUUCAUCUGUUAGGCUCCUCACUGUGAAAACCAGGAGGAACACUGAGGUUCAUAUUCAUCAGUCUUUUACGUGGUUGUGAUGUCUCAGACGUGAACAGGUGGAACCACACAACCUACCAACACAGAGCAAACAUUUCAGUGUGUGUGAACUUAUUCACUGUUAAAGAAGAAAUGUUUAAAUAUCGCCUUGACCCCUCUGUCACUGCAUUGCAUAAUACUGGAAUUAUUUGCUCAGACAUUUACAUUUCUACCUGUUGUUGUUCUUCCUCCUGACCAAAUAUGACCUAACAAAUAAAACAUUGUGAACGAUUUUUGAUAGAGAAAUGGUAUUGAUGAGUGUAAUAUUAACUGUACAUUGAGGUUUAUUUAUUUUGUCAAUGCUACUAUAAAGGAUUCUCACUGUUUGUUUUAUAUGUAUGGCUAUAGUGUCCAAAAAGUAAGAAUAUUGUUUAUUUUAUUGUUGCAUAGUUAAAGAUUAUAGAAAACUUAAUUUCUCUGAAAGGCUUUGUGGGUCUGAUGACGUUCACUUUAAGAAAUAGUUUGACAUUUUGGGAAGUAUGCUUAAACGCUGUGUGGUGUGGAAUAUAACUUAAGUAUGAUUUUGGAUGCAGGAGCUAAGUAUUUUGACAUUGGACGAAGGACUUAGUUACUCAACCAAAGGCUCUAGGCCAGCAUUUAGUUUGUAUAUUCUAGACUACUGUAGAAAACACACAUGUAAAUAUAAAAGGCUCAUUCUAAGGUAACAAAAACAAACAAAAGAUUCUGCAUUAUGUCCUAUUUCUGACAUAUUCUGUAAAUAGAGCUAUUAAAUCUGAAGCAUCUGGACCUAAAAUUGGCUAGAAUUGAUAUUUUAUAACAAUAAGAAAGUGGUUGCUGCUAGUGAACGAACAGACUAAAUAGCCUGAAGCCAGCUAAGUCAAAUUAGCAUUUAAAACUGGAAACGGGGAAACAGCUAGUCAGGCUAGCUGUUUCCCAUUAACACCCACUUACCAGCAUGAUGCCCACAACCAGUAAUUUCCUAGUCUCCAAACAUAAAUGAGUCCAGUAAAACAGCCAAUUGUCUUUUUUUACAGGUUUUUACACAAGCAAGAUACAACGUGUUAAUUACUGAACUUAGAGGUGCUUAUACGAUAGAUUUUGUUUCCUUUGAACAGAGCCAGACUAGCUGUAGCCCCAGUUUUCAGUCUUUAUCCUAAGCUAAACAUCUGCUAGUACAAUUAGCAUAUCAGCAUAAGCAUAUUUCCCAAGAUGUCAAAUGUUUGCCAUAUGCUAAAAUCUGGUAUUAAAAGGGAAUAGAAUGUGUAAAGUUGGCAUAGUUAAGGUAAAUUGUUUGUCCUACUUGUGCAUAUUUAAAUUAUAUCUUGAAUCUGUGUUGUAGUGAAGCAGGCGUGAAUAUGGCGUGACAGCCUGUGUUUUCAAAUGUGACCAAAUAUUUGAUGUCCAAACAAAACAAAACCAGCAAGUAUGUGAAGACAGUGGACAUUGUGCAUUUUGGACAAGAUAUCAGCUCAUUACUUUGGUUUCCUUUUGGGAUUUCUAUUAGUCGUUUUAAAAACAUUCUUAAGGUGGUUUAAUUACAGUAUGUUCA